AUGGAUUAGAUUGAAUAUGUUAAUCUUGAAAAGAAGAAACCUUAGAUUAAAUAAAAUAAUUAAAGAGGAAGAUAAAAUAAUAGACCUAACAAAAAUGAUAGAAAUAGAAGAAAUCAAAGAGAUAAUUAACCAUUCAAAAAUUAAAGAAAAUAAUAAUGGAGAAAUAAGGAUUAAUAAAGAUAAAAUGUAGAUUAAUUAAUUUUAUUAUUAAGCGUCCAUUUUAAUCUGAGAAUAGAAUAGUGGCAACUGGUAAAAGAAGAAGACAAUUAAAAUAAAGAAAAUUUACUCAAAGACCUAAAGCCCCUAGAAAUAUUCAACCAAAUGUCAUUAUAAAAGGAUUAGAUCCUAAAAUGACAGAAGCAGGUUUAUAAGUAUUGAAAAUCAUUAAUUAUUAUAGGAAGCUUGUAAAGAUUUUGGCCCAAUGAAUAUGUGCAAAUUAGACAGAGAUAAUUUUGGACAAGUGAAGGUAAUAUAAAUUAUUAACUUUUGAACAGCCAGAAGGAAUUGGCUUAAUUAGGUUUACAAGAGUAGAAGAUGCUAAGGCAUGUGUAGAAAAGUUAGAUGGUGUUACUGUGUAAAUAAUUGGUGAAAAUAACAAUGUAAAUUAUUGAAAUACUAUAAUAGGAAAAAGUAAUAUCUGCAACCUUUGUUGGUGAUUCAGAAUAAGUUGACAAUAAUAGAAAUAGAGGUGUAUUGAACAUUACUAAGAGACCUAUAAAAAAAAGGUAUUGUUUGAAUAAAUUUUAAAUAGAGAUUGGAGAAGAUGAAUAUGAAUAAACACAAAUAUGUUAUUUUAAACAAUUCAAAAAUCAAUCAUUUAGAUUUAUUAAAAUAAGUCAUAACAUUUUGAUAAUAGAUUAUAGAUAAAUCCUGAAAAAAUGUAUAAUUUAGGAAAUAAAUAUACUCCAAUUAUCUGGGAGUUAGACUUAUUUCUGUAUAUUUGAUGGCCUAUUCAUAAUCUAAUCUUUCACAUUGUCCUGGUUUCAAAUACUUUUUCUUAAUAGUAAAUUAUUAAAU
Paramecium primaurelia is the source of this 1017-nucleotide messenger RNA. NCBI's taxonomy places the organism in Eukaryota, Ciliophora, Oligohymenophorea, Peniculida, Parameciidae. The record is from the annotation of a GenBank genome assembly.